AUGUUUGAGUUUGUCUCGCUUGCGCCGCCGGUUUCGGCAAUCGAGCCCACCGAGGAGCCUGACGAGGACUCGUAUGAUCCUCUUGAGGAGACCGAUGUCAAGUCGGAAUCCGGCGAUGAAACCAAGUCACUCAAGCUCGAACAAAUAUCCAACACCUCAAAGUCUCAGGCAAGGCUCCUUACUUUUGACGGCCAAUUGAACAUUCUGGCCGAUCCGGGCUGGGACGGUGUUUCUGACCUUCAAUACUUGGAACCCUAUGUUCCCAACAUCCAUCUUAUCAUUCUUUCGCAGACUACGGUAGAGUAUCUUGGAGCCUUUGCGUAUCUGUUGUACAAAUAUCCGAUUCUAAGAAGAGUGAAGACGUAUUCGACAUUACCUGUUUCCAAGCUCGGGAGACUCGCAACCAUCGAGCUUUAUAGAUCUGUUGGACUUGUUGGUGCAUUGAAAGGUGCCAUCUUGGAAGUCCAAGACGUGGAGAACUAUUUUAAUUCGAUCGUCACUCUUAACUACUCGCAAUCUGUUUCUUUGACCGGGAACCUUUCUGGAAUCACCAUCACCGCAUACAAUUCAGGACACACACUUGGAGGAUCGUUUUGGUUGUUGAACAAGGAUGCAGAGAAGAUCGUUUAUGCUCCAACAUGGAACCAUUCCAAAGAUUUCUUUUUGAACCCAGGAAGACUCAACCAAACACAUCUCAUGAGAGCCACCACGUUGAUCAGUGGGUCGGAUUUGGGCUCGUCUCUUUCGCAUAAAAUGAGAAUCAACAAGUUCCUGGAACUCGUGCAACUCACGCUGAUGAACGGAACAUCGAUUCUUCUACCCACAACCAUAACUGGACGUUUGUUUGAGCUGUUUCCGCUGUUAGACCACCACGUUCCGCCAAAUUUUGGGUUCUAUCUUCUUUCAUUCACGGGGAAAAAGUCGCUCGAGUUUUCCGGUAACAUGCUUGAGUGGAUGUCUCCAGAUAUCACCAAGAACUGGGAGAACCAGAACCAGACUCCAUUUGAGUCCAAUAGACUCAAGCUUGUCUCGUUAAAAGACCUUAACAGUCUUGAGCCUGGCCCCAAGAUCAUCUUUGUCGAUGGUACCGACAUGGAGGCCGGAUCUCUGUCGCGAGAAUGUUUCAUGGAGCUCUGUUCCAAGCACAAUACCGCAUUGUUGAUGACGGAGAGACCUGCCGUCAACACCACAGCAUACGAGAUAUACCAGGAAUGGGAGCGCCAGGUGAGUGAACAGUCCGGCUCCAAGGACGGUUCGCUGGUUAUACUGGACAAGAAGAUGUCACUCUCUGUGUCGCGCGAGGAUAACUUACGUGGCUCUGAGUUGACUGAGUAUAAAAAGAGCGUUGAGGAACGUCGUCAUCUUCAGAAGGAGCAAGAGGUUCAGGAACGAAUGAACAACGAUCUUCUGGACACGAUGAUCGGAGAAGAAGACGACGAUGACGAUGAUGAUAACGAUAACUUGUUUGACGAAGCUGAAGCCGAAGAGGAGCUGGAAACCGGAGCCAAUGGUGAAAUCAAGACCACUACUUCUACUGCUCUGACGCAAUCGACCAAGUUGACGAAAGACGAAGACGACCGUAUCACUGUGGACAAGAUCUUGCAGAUGCCUAUGGACUUUGAUGUUCGUAAUGCCAAGGGAAGAAACAGGAUGUUUCCGUUCAUUGUCAAGAAAGUCACCAUCGAUGAUUACGGUGAGGUGAUCAAACACAGUGACUUCAUGAGAGAGGAGGAGAAGUUCCCGCUGAAACCUGCUUUCGAAGAGGAGGAGGAAGAAGUUGUUGAAGAGUACUUGGAGAACGGUAAGAGGAAGAAACGGACUGUCAGAAGACAGGUGAAGAAGUCAAGAAAAGCAGCAGCUAUUGAACAGUCCAAACCAAAGGAUACGGUGUUUAAUCUUGAUCCGUUGGUGAAUCCGCAGGUGCGCACCAUUAAGCCUGUUACGGUGGACAUUCGUUGCGGACUGGCGUUUUUGGAUCUUUCGGGACUUGCUGACUUGAGAUCGAUGCGGAUCACAUUCAACUCAUUGAAGCCGCGCAAAGUGAUUCUGCUUCCAAACACCAGUGACGCAUUGAUGGGCGGAUCGGUCGAUGUUAUGAAGGCUGUGAUGAACCAGCAAAAGUCCAAGAUGAUGGACCUGUACAAGUCAGACACCGCUGGAAUUCUCAACACCGACUAUCUGCGUCCGAAACUGAACGAGAAGAUCGAUCUGGGUAACGUUGUCACGUCGUACGACCUUGUUGUUUCGAAAGAAUUGGACGGUCUUCUCAACUGGCAGACAAUCACCGGCGGAUACUCCAUUGCCCAUGUUUUCGGAGAAAUCCUGCCUGUUGCCGAGGGAGAGAAGCUGCUCAAGUUAAGUCCACCUACAAACACCAGCAUGAUGCCUGUUUCGAACUACAUCAGCAUCGGAGACAUCAGAUUGACUGAGCUCAGACGCAAACUGACAGAGCUGAAUCACGUGGUGGAGUUCAGAGGAGAUGGAACUCUUGUUGUCAACAACCAACUCGCUGUUCGCAAAAUCAGCGACGGGAAUCUUGUCAUUGACGGUGGAAUGAGUCCACUUUUCUACCAGGUUCGUGGAUUGGUCCAAGAUAUGUUGGCCUAUGUCUGA
Ogataea philodendri is the source of this 2613-nucleotide messenger RNA. RefSeq lists its product as uncharacterized. Bases 1 to 2613 code for a protein of 870 amino acids. The transcript has a single exon. Gene Ontology annotation, biological process: mRNA 3'-end processing by stem-loop binding and cleavage. Gene Ontology annotation, molecular function: RNA binding. The record is from RefSeq and is a predicted model, not a curated record. Gene Ontology annotation, cellular component: mRNA cleavage and polyadenylation specificity factor complex. Lineage: Eukaryota; Fungi; Ascomycota; Pichiomycetes; Pichiales; Pichiaceae.